Molecule: messenger RNA, 2384 nt
Organism: Frankliniella occidentalis (western flower thrips)
Lineage: Eukaryota; Metazoa; Arthropoda; Insecta; Thysanoptera; Thripidae
Gene: Uck
Product: uridine-cytidine kinase
Exons: 8
Coding region: 142-1026 (294 amino acids)
Cellular component (GO): cytoplasm; cytosol
Molecular function (GO): kinase activity; ATP binding
Source: RefSeq, a predicted model, not a curated record
AAGAUAAGAUUGAGGGAAAACUGUAUUUUAUGUACCGUCUCCCCACCUUUUAACAUCACAAACACCAGAUUUCUAUUUGAUUUCGGCCACCCUUCUCAAAUCCUUCGAGCUCAUGGCCAAGUUGCCAAGUAAAUAAAAAUAAUGAGUGUGUUAUUCCGUAGCAGACAGCUCGUCGCAGGACGUGUUUUCACCACGCUCUGCUCAUCCUUCAGGCCAAAAGUGAAUUGUAGGAUGGCAGCCUCCUCCAGUGAGCCAAAGACAAAUGGUCCUAAUGGUCGCUACAAUGGUAGAAUCAAUGGUGUGGAGGGAAAAUCUCCAUUUCUCAUUGGAGUUGCAGGGGGAACAGCUAGUGGUAAGUCCACCGUAUGCAAGCGAAUCAUGGAGAAGCUGGGCCAAGUUGAUGUUGAAAAUGCUCAACGACAAGUAGUAUCCAUCAGCCAAGAUUCAUUUUAUCGUGAACUAACACCAUCUGACAAAGCAAAAGCUGACCGAGGACAAUAUAAUUUUGACCAUCCUGAUGCCUUUAAUGAAGAUUUAAUUUUUCAAACAUUGAAAGAUAUUUUGGCUGGCAAAAAAUGUGACAUUCCAGUUUAUGAUUAUAGAACUAAUUCCAGGUGUGAAGGGCAAUUCAUCACAAUUUAUCCUGCAGAUGUAGUUUUGUUUGAAGGUAUUCUAGUGUUUUAUUUCCCAGAGAUCCGAGAUUUGUUUCACAUGAAAUUGUUUGUGGACACUGACUCUGACACACGGCUAGCAAGAAGAGUACCCAGAGACAUUAAUGAAAGAGGACGAGAUCUGGAGCAAGUUCUCAACCAGUACAUGAACUAUGUUAAACCUGCUUUUGAAGAAUUUUGUCUCCCGACCAAAAAGUUCGCAGAUGUCAUUAUUCCACGUGGAGCAGACAACACUGUGGCAAUCGACCUGAUAGUGCAUCACAUCUGGGAUAUUUUGCAUGGAUCAGCAUCGAUUCAGCAAAAGUACUCAAUCACUCGUCGUUCUAGUGGCAGUUCCGACACAUUAAGUCGGUGAAAUGGUCAUCAGUGGAAACAUGUUGUGUAUCACAAGCUGCUGCCAACCUAUUUCCUACUCUACAGUUUUCAGCCAUUUAUUUAGAAAUGACAUAAGAACCAUUUAGUGUUAGUAUUUAGACAUUUGAGAAGUAUCUCUCAAUCCUGCCUAUGCAUUGUGGUUUGCUGGGUUUAACCUAAACAUUAAUUACCUAAUCAACUUCUUAUCAUUAUUUCCAUAUGAAAUGGAAAAUACUUGUUUGCCUUUAUUUUUUUAAAUAUUUUGUAAAAUUGUAAUUCUAUGGAGCAAUUACCUAUUUUUCUAAUAGCUAUUUGUGCAAGUUUAUGACUCUGAGUUGCUUAAGCUGGGAUCUGCUUUAGCCUAUAUUAUCCAAAUUUAGCAUGUGAUAUUUCUUAUGGGGUUGAUGAUCAAUUAACCAAGGUUUUUGUUGCCUUUGUUCAUGAAACAAUGUAUUUUUGCUGGGACCUUGUCAUUUUUAUGUUAGCAUGUUCAUCAAUGUUGGGACAAACUCUGUGUUCUGCAAGGUUUGUUAAUUUUAUAUACUGUACUUUUGCAAGCUAAAAAUUAUCAGGACAUUCUUUUUCCAACCACUGUAGACAUCCAUAGAUUAUUAGAGUAAUUUUAGCUUCUGUUGUUGUUUUAUUUUAUUUAUUUUUCUGCCAUUUUUAUGCAUACCAGUUGGCUUAAACAAACUAGAUUAUUGUAAGAACUACAGAAGUUGUCUUCUUUUAUAUUCAACCCAUAAUUUUUGAUAAGGAGAGACAGAACAUGUCUUGCAUAUAGUAUUAGGAACACUAGGAAGGCCUCCUUAUGGCCUUGUCACUUGGUUUGUACAGUGUUGAGUGUGUUGUUUACUCUUGCACGAAUCUCACCAGAAUACUUAACAUUUUUGUGCAACAUUUUGUAUAAAGUUUGCCAAUGCAUUUUCCAUGGACAAGGUACAUUUGUAUGUUGUGAUUACUAAAAGACUUUGUUUUGAAAUAUUCUUCACUUAUGUACUACUAUGUUGAAGAACACGACCAUUAUUAUGAACGUACAAAUUUUAGGAAGUCUCUUUCUGCUGUGUUGAAAAUUGUAGUUUCAUGUACUGUACCGAGCUCAGCUCAUCAGGAAGUGGCAGCAUUUUUUUGUCAUAAGCCCUGUUGUGAAGUAAUAUUUUAUCAUAUUGAAUUCCAAUUUGCAUUCACUAAGCAUAAUACUUGUGUUCAGUUAGUUUUUAUGUGAUUAAUUUGCCUAUUAACUGGUCUGGUUGAGGACAUUCAUCAGCAGCAUAAUUUAGAGUAGAGCCUAUGUCCUCCAACACAGUCCUUGUUUGUUUUUCUUUCUCAAAUGAAAUAAAUUGUUUUAUUAUAUUGAAA